ACAAAUGGAUCGCUAAACUGACCAAACGAACAGAACUUAGUUGAAACUAAUUCCGAAUUUCGAUAUAUCGAAUUAAAUCGUGCAUGCGCUUUACAUACAUCCGAAGUUAACGUAGCGAGCAACAGGUAGCGUUUCAAACAUAGAAGGGUACUGCGUACGCAAGUUUCCCGCCAAAACUUAGUGUUACUGUCGUAUCAGAUGCAACGUUGAGUCUGUUUGGAAGAUGUUAAAAUUUAUUUAAUAAACAUUGUUUAUCAUAAAAUAUUAAACGCUGAACGAUGGAUCCGAGUGAAGUAGAAUUUCUCGGUGAAAAAGAAUUAGUCACCAUUGUGCCGAAUUUUAGUUUUGACAUGAUUCAUUUAAUUUCGGGAUCUGUGGGCCCUUUUCGAGCCGGUUUACCUGUGAAAGUUCCGAUUUGGUUGGCUGUAAACCUGAAGCAGCAACAAAAGUGUCGAAUCGUUAAUCAAGACUGGAUGGACGUUGAUGGCUUAAAUGAGACGAAGGAGGAAGAAAAGUUAUCCAAAUUGUUUAUAAAAAUGCCCAGUAAUCAUUACAUGGAAGAAGCACAGCUUUUACUGAAUGUUGGUAGUGAUGAUAUACCUGAUGCGGACAGAAUAAAAACAGCAGUGAAGGAUAUAUGGGACAUAAGAAUGUCAAAGCUCCGUACAUCAAUAGAUGCAUUCCUUAAAAGCGAAGGUUUACACGCUAAGCUGGACCAUUUAACUGCCAUGGAAAUCAACAGUGUUCGUCCAUUAUUGCCACAUGCUCUGGAUCAAAUGCUAAGGAUACAAACCAUAUCUGUACCUCAUACGAUAAUAAUUCUAUUACAAGAAAAUCUUUUUUAUGCUUUCUAAAGCAAACUUUAUAUUUUUUAGGAUGGAAAACUGACACAAUCUCAUUAUAGUGGGACAUCACAAUAGACUGACCACUAGAUGAUGUUUUUCUUUUUCAUGCAUAAUCUAUCGUAAUUUCUAGAUUGUAAAUAUACAUGUAUAUAUUGUGUAUUGAUAUGAAGUAUUUAUAAUGCAUUUUUGUUGAUUUCGUGUAACGAAAUAAAGAAAAUGGGAAAUAAAAUAAUAUAUUCAUAGUAUGUAAUAUAUGAAUGCGAUAUAAUAGUUUUAUUAUUUCUUAUUCUUAGAUCAUUACAUACAGUCACUAGCAUCUCAAUCACAAUUUCUCAUUAUCACUAAUAUAAAGUAAACUUAUAUUUACAUCGGUAGAUCUGUCGACUAAUUAACUCGCAUCUCGUUCGGCGCUAUUUCUUUUUUUCACAAUAUUUACAUCUCUUAAGCUUAUAAUACACAGUCCUUUAAUAAUCUUUGAUUUGAAUUGUCAAGGUAGAUAUCGUUUUAACAAACUUAACGUUGACCGGUUUAACCUAAUGUGCUGAAAAAUUUGAUCUACUCAAAUUUCAGUCAAAAUUGCAACCUCCAAUCUCGUGUUAAGUUUGUAAAUCGAAUCAUCCAGUGUAGAAAAUGUGGAAACGUAUGUUACAAAAUAAAAGAUGGAAAUAAUUGGGAACUGCAGUCAUAGGAUGGGUCUGAUGCUACAAGUGAGAACUUACAAAAUUUCGGUGUUCGAUAUAUGUACACAUGUUCAAUCAGCUCUCGUUUAAUUGAGAGACAUAUCGCUUCAGAUAACUAGAGGAUCGCCUGUCAUGUUAUUAAUAUAUCCUAAAAUCUUCAAAAUUAUGUAUAAAGGGUAGUUAACGUAAAUAUCAAUGUGCCAAAACCAAAACUCUGUUCGUAAUAAAAAUUCAAAUAAUUCUCCGAAUUUAGAUCCUCCAAAUGUUUCGCACAGCAGUCGUUUUGUUUUGUAAGUCGCUAUUGCUUUCUAUUUUGUUUUAGUCAAUUC
Bombus huntii is the source of this 1854-nucleotide messenger RNA. RefSeq names its product probable DNA replication complex GINS protein PSF2 (gene Psf2). The record is from RefSeq and is a predicted model, not a curated record. Gene Ontology annotation, cellular component: nucleus; GINS complex. Gene Ontology annotation, biological process: double-strand break repair via break-induced replication; DNA replication. The transcript has 3 exons. The coding region runs from base 279 to 854 and encodes 191 amino acids. Lineage: Eukaryota; Metazoa; Arthropoda; Insecta; Hymenoptera; Apidae.